Cordyceps militaris CM01 is the source of this 2196-nucleotide messenger RNA. Its product is annotated as DNA mismatch repair protein Mlh1, putative. Bases 1 to 2196 code for a protein of 731 amino acids. Gene Ontology annotation, cellular component: MutLalpha complex. Gene Ontology annotation, biological process: mismatch repair. The transcript is spliced from 2 exons. Gene Ontology annotation, molecular function: ATP hydrolysis activity; ATP binding; ATP-dependent DNA damage sensor activity. The record is from RefSeq and is a predicted model, not a curated record. Lineage: Eukaryota; Fungi; Ascomycota; Sordariomycetes; Hypocreales; Cordycipitaceae.
AUGGCUGAUAUGAUGGAUGUCGAUGCUGUGGCUGGCAGCAAACGCAAAGCGGAUAUGGACAAUGACGAGCCCGCACCGCCACGUCGGAUUCGCGCCCUGGAUAUUGAUGUAGUGAACAAAAUCGCCGCUGGUGAAAUCAUUGUUGCCCCAGUCCACGCGCUCAAGGAGCUCCUGGAGAACUCCAUAGACGCGGGCAGCACCGCAUUGGAGGUCCUUGUCAAGGAUGGUGGACUGAAACUUUUACAGAUUACAGACAACGGAUCUGGGAUUCAGAAAGACGAUCUUGCCAUUCUAUGCGAGCGCCACACUACGUCAAAGAUUGUCGCCUUUGAGGAUCUCACGGCCAUUUCCACCUACGGCUUUCGUGGCGAAGCCCUUGCAAGUAUCAGUCAUAUCGCACAUUUGACAGUCACUACCAAAACAAAAGAUUCGGCUCUAGCCUGGCGGGCACAUUAUCUGGAUGGCAAACUUGCGCCUAGCAAGCCAGGGCAACCAGCAGAACCCAAAGGCGUCGCCGGUCGUCCCGGGACCCAAAUUGCCGUCGAAGAUUUGUUCUUCAGUCUACCGACGAGACGCAGAGCCUUUCGGUCGUAUGCGGAUGAAUUCAACAAAAUCAUAGACAUGGUCGGGCGAUAUGCCAUCCACUCCGCCGGGGUCGGAUUCACAUGCAAGAAGGCUGGCGAAUCGUCAGCAAGUCUAUCGAUCCCAGCAGCCGCAUCUGCGGUUGAUAGAGUGCGUCAGAUAUACGGCGGAGGCGUUGCAAACGAGCUAGUUGACGUCCUUGCUUCGGAUGCGCGCUGGGGUUACAAGGCGAGCGCACUGGUGACUAAUGCCAAUUACCAUAUCAAGAAGACAACUCUAGUGCUUUUCAUCAACCACCGCUCCGUCGAGUCGACCAAUAUAAAAAAGGCGAUUGAGCAGGUAUACUCGGCUUUUUUGCCAAAGGGCGGGCACCCCUUUGUAUACCUGAGCCUUGAUAUUGAACCGGCAAGAGUCGACGUGAAUGUGCAUCCCACCAAGAAAGAAGUGCAUUUCCUCAACGAGGAUGAGAUUAUCCAGGAUAUAUGCAACGAGAUUACAGACGCUCUCAGGGCCGUUGAUACAAGCCGCACAUUUAAGACCCAAACGCUCAUUCCGGGUGCACGGCCUGCUGACCAUCCCGCGAAAGACGGCGAGGGACCAGUCGAGACAGUACUGGCCAGCGGCAAACGCGUGCGACGAAACUCCAACGACUUGGUGCGCACCGACACAUUCGAGCGCAAAAUCACCAGCAUGUUUGCGCGCACAGAAUCCGGCGACGCGGGCAGCAGCGGCGGCGGCCGGGCAGAGGAGCCCCUGGCGGUCCCCGAACCCGUCGAGUACGAAACCGUCGACCGCCAGUUCUCGGCGUGCGCGCUGAGCAGCAUCCGACAGCUGCGAGCCGAGGUGCGAGACGGCGCCCACCACGAGCUGACGGACAUGUUCAGCACGCACACCUUUGUCGGCAUCGUCGACGAGCAGCGGCGCCUGGCGGCCGUCCAGGGCGGCGUCAAGCUGUUCCUCGUCGACUACGGCCACACGUGCUUCGAGUACCUCUACCAGCUCGGCCUGACCGACUUUGGCAACAUGGGCGCGCUCCGCUUCAGCCCGCCGCUCGACCUGGAGGAGCUGCUGACGCUCGCGGCCACCGAGGAAAAGGCGCUGCUCGGCGCCGCCGACGACGAGUUCGACACGGCCGCCGUCGUCGCGCGCGUCCGGGACACGCUCAUCGACAAGCGCCAGAUGCUGCAGGAGUACUUUUCGCUCGAGAUCUCGCCGGCCGCCGAGCUCGUCGCGCUUCCCCUCCUUGUCAAGGGCUACACGCCCCCGCUCGGCAAACUCCCGCGCUUCCUGCUGCGCCUCGGCCCGCACGUCGACUGGACGAGCGAGCGCGCAUGCUUUGAGUCGUUUCUGCGCGAGCUGGCCACGUUUUACGUGCCCGAACAGCUCCCGCCGGCGCCCAUGCCAACCGGCGGGGACGGGGACGGGGAGGACGAAGGCAGGGAGGAGCUGCACCCGGAGCUGCGCAAGAGGAGGCAGCACGUGCGGUGGGCCGUGGAGCACCUAUUUUUCCCGGCCUUCAAGUCGAGGCUCGUAGCGACGCGCUCUCUGAUGGACGGCGGCGUGCUCGAGGUGGCGAGCCUGAAGGGCCUGUAUCGAGUCUUUGAGCGUUGCUGA